Molecule: messenger RNA, 777 nt
Organism: Eruca vesicaria subsp. sativa (arugula)
Lineage: Eukaryota; Viridiplantae; Streptophyta; Magnoliopsida; Brassicales; Brassicaceae
Source: the annotation of a GenBank genome assembly
AUGGCUGGAGGUACAGCUCUAACUUCAACCUCUGUAGGAUCUAAGUCACUACUUCCAUCGAGGAACCAUGAAGCAGCAGAGAGAGUCAAUAACAACAACAACAACAACAAUAACCUGAAGGCAUUGCCAGUUUCAUCAAUCCAAGGAGAGAUGGCUAAGAGGCCAAGAGGUAGACCAGCUGGCUCCAAGAACAAACCCAAACCACCAAUCAUUGUGACUCACGACAGUCCAAACUCCCUCAAAGCUCAUGCCAUUGAGAUCAGCUCAGGUAAUGACAUCUGUGAGGCUUUAUCAGAUUUCUCAAGAAGGAAACAGAGAGGUCUCUGCAUACUCAGUGCCAAUGGUUGUGUCACCAAUGUGACAUUAAGGCAGCCAGCUUCAUCAGGAGCUAUUGUGACAUUACAUGGACGUUUCGAGAUCCUUUCAUUGCUAGGAUCAAUCUUGCCUCCACCAGCACCAGCUGGGAUCACUGGUUUGACCAUUUACUUAGCUGGUCAUCAAGGACAGGUUGUUGGUGGAGGAGUGGUUGGUGGGCUAAUAGCAUCUGGUCCGGUUGUUCUCAUGGCUGGAUCUUUCAUGAAUGCUGUUUUUGAUCGUCUUCCUCUGGAUGAUGAUGAAGAAGCUGCUUCUAUGCAGAACCAGCAGUACUACCAGAAUGGAAGAUCUCGUCCUUUAGAUGGCAUUCAUGGAUUGCCUCAAAACCUGCUCACUAAUGGAAACUCAGGUUCUGAUGUGUACUCUUGGGGACCUGCGCAGCGUGUCAUGUCCAAACCUUGA